This is a messenger RNA of Leucoraja erinaceus (little skate), 4890 nucleotides long. Its product is annotated as platelet endothelial cell adhesion molecule-like. The transcript has 8 exons. The record is from RefSeq and is a predicted model, not a curated record. Lineage: Eukaryota; Metazoa; Chordata; Chondrichthyes; Rajiformes; Rajidae. Gene Ontology annotation, biological process: cell surface receptor signaling pathway. Gene Ontology annotation, molecular function: transmembrane signaling receptor activity. Bases 1164 to 2972 code for a protein of 602 amino acids.
AAGAAAGGAGGGAGAGAGAAAACAGGGAAUUAGAGACCAGUUAGCCUGACAUCGGAGGUGGGGAAGAUGCUGCAGUCAAUUAUAAAAGAUGAAAUAGCGGCACAUUUGGAUAGCAGUAACAGGAUCGGUCCGAGUCAGCGUGGAUUUACGAAGGGGAAAUCAUGCUUGACUAAUCUUCAGGAAUUUUAUGGGGAUGCAACUAAGAAAAUGGACAAGGGAGAGCGAGUGGAUGUAGUGUACCUGGACUUUCAGAAAGCCUUGAUAAGGUCCCACACAGGAGAUUAGUGGGCAAAAUUAGAGCACAUGAUAUUGGGGGUAGGGUACUGACAUGGAUAGUAAAUUGGUUGGCAGGCAGGAAACAAAGAGUAGAGAUUAACAGGUCCCUUUCAGAAUGGCAGGCAGUGACUAGUGGGGUACCGCAAGGCUCGGUGUUGGGACCACAGCUAAUUACAAUAUACAUUAAUGAUUUAGAUGAUGGGAUUAAAACAAAUUUACAGAUGACACAAAGCUGGGUGGCAGUGUGAACUGUGAAGAGGAUGCUAUGAGGAUGCAGGGUGACUUGGACAGGUUGGGUGAGUGAGCAGAUACAUGGCAGAUGCAGUUUAAUGUGGAUAAAUGUGAGGUUAUCCACUUUGGUAGCAAGAACAGGAAGGCAGAUUAUUAUAUGAAUGGUGUCAAAUUAGGAAAACGGGAAGUACAACGAGAUCUGGGUGCCCCUGUUCAUCAGUCACUGAAAGUAAGCAUGCAGGCACAGCAGGCAGUGAGUUUGCUGUUUGCAAAGUGGCUGUUGAGUGUAUUUUACAAAUACUUCAACUGGGGGCUCGUAAAAAAAGAUGUCAAAAAAGGCAAUAGGUAUACAGAAGUUUUUUUUUCUCUCUCUGAGCAACUUGAGAUUUGAACUAGUCCCUGGUGAAUAGCAGUAUUUUUAUACCAUCACCGGUCUUCCUCAGCUCUAUUUACCCUUAAGAAGUUAGCCGAGUGGAAAUUGUGCUUGUUCUUCUAAUUCUAAGAAUCGCUUCAGCUGGACAGAUAUGGUAUAUUCCUGUUUUGUUUGAUAAUCUACGUUGCUUCCUUAAAGGCGCAUUUAUCAAUCUCGUUUUGUAUCCUGCGACGAACUUUGGUAGCUUGAAAAACAUUUCCUCUUUCAAAGCACUGCGAAGAACAUGUCGAAAACCACCAUCCUGUUUUUCACCCAGCUGCUAUGUGGGAUUGGGCAUGUCCAAACAGAUGUGAUGAUACGCAAGACAGAAAUAAAAUCUGACUCCGAGGCAUCAGCACAAGUGGGAAGCUCCAUUACUCUGACAUGUUCAGUUAGUAUCGUGGCAACGUCUGAUCUCCAACAACAAAUUACAUACAGUUUAUAUAAAGGAUCACAAAAGAACGUCCUGCUGAAUACCUCCAUGACUCCUGAGGAUAAAUACUCUUUUACAAUACAAUCUGCUCGAGCAACACACACUGGAUACUAUGUCUGUGUCGUGAAUGUGGGAGAUAAAACAGCUACUAGCGAAAAGUUAUACAUAGAAGUUACAGGACAAAUACAGAGGCCUCGACUUACCAUACAACCAAUGAAGGUGAUAGUGGGAAAUCAAAUUGACUUGCGCUGCGAUGCUGCUGAAGAAAUUCCUCCUCUUGACUUUACGUUCUACAAAUAUAAAAAUGGAAAACCUUCCCCUGCGGGACAAAAAGCAUCCAAUACAAACUUUGUAACAAACACGCUUAAAGUUGAGGAAACAACAAACUACAGCUGUAAGGUCAAAGGAAGCAGCUUGGCAACAAUCUCAAUCGACAGUGAACCCGUCACCAUAACUGUGCAAGAUCCAUUUACUAGUCACCUCUUUACGAUUGAACCACAACCUAGAAUAUUUGAAGGCGAUGACUUUACCAUGAGGUGCACAGUUCAGAUGUCAUCAUUAAUUCCAUCCUCUACAAAAGCUGAAUUAACAAUCACGAAAGGUACAACUUCGAUAGCCAACAGCGUUACUGGCGAAGCUAAGAUUUCUAAAAAAGCAACUGCUGAUGAUACGGGACAAUACACUUGCCACGCAGUGUGGAAGGAGACAUUGAAAAUUCUUGUAAAACAGGUGACUGUGGCAGUACCAGUUUCCAAACCAAGUCUAAAUUCAACAGCCUUUAAUAGUAUUGUGGUUCAAGGUGAUCGUUUGAAUCUCACAUGUGCUGUGGUGAGGGGAUCUUGGCCAAUAAUUUACACAUUUUACAAAGGAACACCAGAAAACUUUUUGCAUCAGUCAAUUUUAAAUGCUACUGCCGGAGUCUAUACUAUUCCAUCGGCUGACACUGCAGACAGUGGAGAGUAUUUCUGUCAAGCAGAAAACAAUGCAGGUGUAAAACAUCGAAGUGAAAGAAGUCAGAACAUUAAUAUAAAUGUAAAAGUUCCAGUCUCAGAGCCAAAAGUACAUCUCCUCACUUCAAGAACCACGUUAGAAAUAGGAAAACGCAUAUCCAUUCAAUGCCACUCAACAAAUGGGAGCUCUCCUGUGACUUACUCGUUAUUCUUAAACCAAAGAUUCAUCCACUCUGUCAAGAACUGUACUACAGAGCCUGCGGUUUUUAAUAUUCUCAUAAAUAAUACCAAAGAUGGCGGCGUGUACAAGUGCAAAGCUGAAAAUGAAAUCCUAAACUCAUCCAAAUACAGUGAAGGAAUCAACUUUACCAUAUUGGUUCCCGUUUCGGCACCACUACUCUUUCCUCUGUUGAACUCCACCACGGCGCACCUAGGAGAAAACGUGACACUGCACUGCACUGCAAGCACAGGAACUCUUCCCAUCACUUACACACUGUAUCGGAACCACUCACGCCUUACAGCAAUCUCUGCAACAAAACCAGGGCCAGCAGUAUUUCAUGUGACGAUAAAGACAACUGAAUAUUCUGGGUACACGUGCAAAGCAGAAAAUCUAAUUUCUUCACAAUGCAGUAACACAAUAGAGUUUUUUAUUUUAAGUAAGUAUACUUGAUGUUUGAAUUCAACUUUUAAAGGUGACAGACUCAAUGUAACUUGAUAUAUUUGCAAUGUCUAAAGGCUGUCCAUUGUCAUUGCAGUUAAUGCAGUGCCUCAUUGCUGCAGUGACUCCAGUUCAAUUCUAAAGGGCCUGUCCCACUAGACGACUCUUUAGGUGACUGCCAGGGACUAGUUUUAAUGAAAUUCACCUACGACGCCUGGCGACUGUCUACGAUAACAAAAAUUGUCGCCACUGUUGCUGAAACAUUUUCAACAUGUUGAAAAUUUUGCGGCAGUCGCCCAAAAAAUCGCCUUAGUGGGACAGGCCCACAACCUCCAAUGUUAACUGUGGAGAUUGCAUGUUCUUUCUGUUACCACUUAGGACUCCUCUGGGUGCAUCGGCUUUCUCCAACAUCUCAAAUAUGUGUUGGCUGUUGAGUUAAUUACCCAGUAUAAAUUGUCCCUAAUCCUUAAGUUUUCCCUCAGUCAUGGCUGACCAUGGGUGUCUCCAGGAUUGGAGGACACCCGUGAGUGACUUUCUUUAACAUGGGGAGACUGGUGCACAGACAGCCACCACACGGUUCUUGACAGAUCUGGGUCAGGAUCCAGUGGCAUGGAGUCCAAGACGACCGGAGACCCUUUUCUGCUGCAGCCUUCAUCCGUCCUCCCAGCCAUUGCGAUGCUCCACUAAGGCCAGCCAUCAUCCCCCGCCUGUUCCACCUUUGAGAUCUUGGUUGGAUUGCUCUUCAUCAGAGUCCUCCCCCUCGACCUUACCGCCAUGGCUCCAGGCGGCAUCGCUCUCAGGAUCUCAGGUCCGCACAAGCUUCUCCACCACGACAAGGUGACAAUCCACGGAGAAGUGUCACAAAUCAGGAGUGGAUGUUUUCAUCGUAUUGUGAGGUACAGGGAAGUAUAUUGGGAAAGGGGAGCAGCGCAGACUUUGAGUUAAACAGCCCCCUUCCAAUUCAUACUAUGACUAAAUUUCAUUUCACAGUCAAUAAAACGAAAUGUGCUAUACAUUGCACUCACUUCAAACAGAUGAAUCCAGAGACAGGGCUUCACAAGAUCUAUUUUUAACAAAAAAAUACGAUCCCGCUGGCUUUGCACUGAUGCAACAAAAUUCCUGCAGAUACUUCCUGCAUAAAGAAGUACUCACUCUAUAUUCAUUGCCGGAUAAAGCGGACACAGUGCGAACUCCACCUUCAAGUUCGCCGACAACACCACCAUUGUUGGGCGAAUUACAGAUGGUGAUGAGUCAGAGUAUAUAAGUGAGAUCGACCGAUUGACCAAAUGGUGCCAGCACAACAACCUGCUGUCAGUAAAACCAAUUAACUGCUUGUGGACUUUGGAAGAGGAAGGAUGUGGAUCCACAAUCCUGUUUAUAUCAACGGGAUGAUGGUGGAGAGUCAAAAACGGGCGUGCAUAUUUCCAAAGAUCUUUCCUGGUCCCAGCACACGGAUGCAAUGAUAAAUAAACCAUAUCAACGCCUCUACUUCCUGAGAAGAUUAAGGAGAUUCGGUAUGUCAAAGAGGAUUCUCUUAAACCUCUACAGGUGUACAGUAGAGAGCAUAUUGACUGGUUGCAUCAUGGCCUGGUUCGGCAACUUGAACAUCCAGGAGUGGAAAAGACUGUAAAAGAUUGUGAACACUGCCCAGUCCAUCACCGGCUCUGACCUCCCCACCAUCGAAGAGAUUUAUCGGAGUCGCUGCAUCAAAAAGGCAGCCAGCAUCAUCAGAGACCCACACCAUCCUGGCCACGCACUCAUUUCACCACUGCCAUCGGGAAGAAUGUACAGGAGCCUGAAAACUGUAACAUCCAGAUUCAGGAACAGCUUCUUCCCCACAGCCAUCAGGCUGUUAAGCACUACAAUCUCAAAUAAGCUCUGAACUACAAUAGACUAUUAUUAUUAUUAUUAUUGCACUACUAUUGUUUGU